Molecule: messenger RNA, 3756 nt
Organism: Pelodiscus sinensis (Chinese soft-shelled turtle)
Lineage: Eukaryota; Metazoa; Chordata; Testudines; Trionychidae
Biological process (GO): toll-like receptor signaling pathway; inflammatory response
Cellular component (GO): plasma membrane
Molecular function (GO): signaling receptor activity; protein binding
Source: RefSeq, a predicted model, not a curated record
UCCAGUCUCUUCUCACUACAACAACUAGCACUCAGGAGUUAGAGAGAUGUUUUUCCUGCAGCUUUUUUCUGCCUUGAUUUUCUUCAGCCAAUGCCAAGAAGUUGUUCCUUACUGUCUGCAGAACUGCACGAUCCAUGGAAAGAGGAGCAAAAGGAUGAAGGUACUGUGCUAUCGCCAGAACUUGUCUGAAGUCCCAAGUUAUCUUCCCUGGAAUGUAAGCAUCUUAGAUCUGUCCGAGAAUCAAAUUGCAAGCCUGAGGCAGAAUAAUUUCAGGAAACUGAGUCUGUUGCAAGUCUUGAAUGUUUCUCAGAACCAAAUUCAUUUAAUUGAAGAUGGCACUUUUGCUCAAACAAGCAGCAUUGAAAUCUUGAACCUCACUUCAAACCAGCUGAGAGCUCUUUCCAGCUUUAUGUUUGAUGGACUGGGGAGCCUCACAGUCUUGCUACUUAGGGAAAAUAAUAUUGAUAGGAUUGAGCCAUCUGCCUUUGCUCAUCUAAUGAAGUUAAAGGUAAUUGAUUUAACAUCAAACAAGCUACAUUCUCUCAAUGCCUUGGAUGUUGUGUUUAAGGUAAAAUCUUUGGAAGAGCUGCACAUAAGAGAGAACGAGAUAAUACAUUUCACAACCAAAGAUAUUGUUAAUGUGCCCUUGUGGCUUCGUGAACUGGAUGUAUCCCAUAAUCCAAUCUCUUUUAUGAAUGUUGCAACUGAUGCUUUGUAUAGACUUCUUUCAUUGGAUUUAUCUUUCUCUGGCACCCAUAACCACACUACAUGGAUUAUACAAGACCCUUGUUUUCUGAAAGGGUUAAAGAGAUUAUAUUUAGGAGGAACAGUUAUGACACCACUAGACAUAUUGGAUGUGGUCCAAAAACUGAAUUGCUCCUUGCUAGAAGAGAUUCACCUAAAUGAACUGAACUUGACUGAUUCUGACAAUCUCAUAGAAAAGGUAUGCCUUUGGCACCAAAAUGUUAAGACUCUUAACUUACAAGGCAAUAAAUUCAAAAGCAUUAAAGGAAUUGUCUUUGAAAACUGCAGUCAUCUAUGGAAUUUGGAUCUAACACACAACAGAUUAAAAGUGGUGCCAUAUAUAUCUUUUCAUUCCUUGAAUUCUUUACAGAGUCUUUCCUUGGCAAAGAAUGAGUUCUCUGACGUACCAAAUGCAACUUCGAAUAUAAUCUCACUGAAAAGUCUGGAUCUAAGCUUUAAUCAAAUUAAGAAAAUUGUCCCAAAAGACUUUGCCAAUCUAAGGAGCCUGCAGCACCUCAAUCUAACUGGAAAUAGGAUCACUCAGAUCAGCUCAGAUUUGUUUCCAGAUCUACAUAAUUUAUUGGAAUUAAAUUUAGGAAUGAACUUCCUUUUGGAAAUCUCACAACCUUUUUCAGAUAGUUUAGGGAAGCUAGAAAAAAUGGAACUAAACAGUAAUAAGAUGAGCGCCCUCAAAAAAGGAACUUUUAGGAAUUUGACUUCUCUGCAGUUUCUGAGCCUGAUAGACAACCAAAUUAGCACAAUAGAACCUGGAGCCUUUGAAGGUCUGAGCCACCUCCAGACACUGUUCCUUAGCACAAAUAAGAUCACCAAGGAAACUUUCCAGAAAGGCAUUUUCCAGGGACUAAGCUCAUUGGUGGACCUUCAGCUUUUUGAAAAUUACAUCUCCUAUGAGACAUCUGAAAAACUUGACAAUCCUCCCUUCAUUCUCUUGCGGUCCGUAAAAUACCUCUCGCUGAAUAGCCAACGCAAGAGUGGACUUCAGCAUUUCCCAUCUAACUUCUUGCAAGGGUUGGAAUCAAUAGUGAAAAUACAAGCAGGCAAUUUGGUCAUCUCUGACUUGGACCCAGCCACCUUCAGUUAUGCACCUACACUCAAAGAACUGGAUUUGAGCAGCAAUCCCCUCAAUCCCAUUAGCCCAGCUCUGUUCCGGCCUAUACCGAAGCUGACAGAACUACAUCUCCAUAAAAUAGGGCUGCAGUCCCUUGAUUUUGUUCUCCACAUAAACUUUUCUAAGCUGGUCAUGCUCAGAGUGUCUGAAAACCAACUAAAUGUAAUUGAACCUAAGCACAUAAGGGCUUUACCUUACCUUACUUUUUUGGAUCUUAGACAAAAUCCUUUCACUUGUUCUUGUGAUAAUCAAAUGUUCAUCAAUUGGUCUCUUCAUGACUUAGAAACUCAAGUGCUCUAUUUCUACCAGUACACCUGUGCUUUCCCACUUGCCAGUAAAGGAAGGAAACUGUGGGCCUUCCACAACUCCUCCUGCACAGUUGACCAUGAGUUUAUCCUGUUUGUCGCAAAUACAGCUGCAGUUAUUUUGUUGAUGGUAGUCUGCAUCUGUUAUCGCUGGAAGAAACAGGGGAUUUAUACUUAUCACCUGCUACUUGCCUAUAUUCAUGACAAGAGAUACAAAAGGACGGGACGACAUAAAAAAUAUGACUACGAUGCGUUUGUCUCUUACAACACGCAAGACAAGGAGUGGGUGAUGAAUGAGCUCCUUCCCACACUGGAAGACAAGUACCACUGGAGGCUGUGUCUGCACCACCGUGACUUUGAACCAGGGAAGUGUAUUCUGAAGAACAUUGUGGACAACAUCUAUGCCAGCAGGAAGACCAUUUGUGUCAUAACCCACCACUACCUGGAAAGUGAAUGGUGCUCUAAGGAGAUCCAGUUAGCUAGCUUUCGCCUCUUCGAUGAACACAAGGAUGUCCUGGUCCUGAUUUUCCUGGAACAUAUCCCCAAUGAUAAUCUGUCACCCUAUCACAAAAUGAGAAAGCUGGUGAAGAAGAAAACAUACCUCAUGUGGCCCCAGGAGGAGGAGGAGAUUCCGUUGUUUUGGCAUAAACUCAAUAUGGCCUUGAAGACAAGUGAGGGAAAAGAGGAUGAAAAUCCUAUUUUGUCAAUGAUCAUUCCAGGUGAAGAUCAGUAAAGAUCAGCCUCUAAUGAAUCUCUGUAUGUCUAUGACAUUUUUGGUGGGCCUAACUCUGCAAAUAUUAAACUCUGCGUUAGCCUGGAUAUUAAAGACAUUAAUGACCAGUAUUUGAAAAUAUUUGGCUUCUCCUCACUGCAGGGUACUAUGACAAUAGCACUUACAUUACACAGAGGUCAGUACUACAACCAUAUGCACAUUACCACUAUUUGACAUCUUUGUCAACAGGCACAGCAGAGAGGCCAAGUAUUGAACAGGCCAUGUGACCAUAUGUGUGUGACGCUUGCAUUGAUACUAUGUGUUCUGUACCUAUUUUGUGUAUAAACAGAUGCCUUGAGUCUGCAGGGCCUUCAAGCUUAAUUUGAUUAUAUCUGUUAAUUGGGUUUUAAUGAACUUUAAAAAUGUAAAGAAAAAAAAGAAAGCUCAAUAGCAAAUCUAAGUAAUUGUGAAUCAAAGAGAAUACAUUGGGGUAGGAAAUAACCUUUGCAACCCCAAAACAAAAAACUUAACAAAAUUAUUAAUACCUUCCUGUCUGUGUCUGUUUGGCACAGUGAACAUAUAACUCGUCUGUGUGACUAUUCUAAAACAAUUUGUAAAGCACCUUUGAGAAAGUUAGGUGCAAACUUUCAUGUUCAAACUCUCUGAAGUUAUGUAAAUCCUGCUUUGAAGCAAUUAAAGAGAACAUCUGUGUUGAGAAAAAGCUACUACAAAUAUUUAAUUAUUGUGAAAAUUGUUAAAAUCUAAUGUUUAAGUUAAUUUCUGCAUUUCAUUUUUUAAAAUCUUUAGGACAAGAGGUUGAUUACAAGUGUCAAUCAGGACAGGGAGCAAAUGUCCUGCUAUACAUU